AUGAUAAAGGAUAUUCUAUCCAUUCCAUCUUGUUCUUUUUAUCUUUCAGCUUAUAUUUGCGUUGAACUCUUCUCGUCUCUUCUUCCAGCAAUCUCUCUCUGGUUCUCUGGUCAACUGCUUUCUAUCGUUCAAGCAGCUGUUGAUACACGCUCAAUCGACACCCAGCUCCUUAUUCGCAUCGCUGCUGGUCGUUUUCUCUGUCAAGCUGCAACUCGCAUUUCUCGUCAUGCAAAGUCACGUCUCGCACACCCGCUCAACUCUAGAAUUAAACAGUACUACUCCGUUCACACCUUUCGUGCAAUGGCUCGUCUCGAUGCACCCACCUUUGAUGACUCUGCCGUUCAGCGUCAACUCGAAGAAUCCUUGUCCCCAAACUCACGCUCCACCAUUGCAUGGGACGCAGUCACCACCGUUCUUCAUAUAGCCACCACCCUCAUCCAACUCACAUCUCAGCUAUCCGUCCUCGUUUCCGUUCUGCGCCAUCAGCGUGACGGUCCUUUAUUGGCCCUCCUCAGCUUUGCCCACUUGCUCUACGAAUGGUACUCUUCCAUUUCUCCAUUCAUCAAACCAGGAGUUUGGGCAGCAACAACCAAAGACCAAGACUACAUCAAAAGCGAGGGUCUCAAACGCACCGUCAUCGACCCUGCACAUCGCAACGAAAUCGUCGCAGGUGGAAUGUCAGACCAUCUCACUCACACGUACAAAGCGGCGAUGGAUGCAGUCGCAGAUCGAGCCGGUGACUUUUUUGAAGCUGCUACCAUCCAUCGCAUGUACGGCCGUCUUUCCAUUUCAAGUUUCCUCAGCGAUCCCCUCCACCAAUUACCCCAGCUCGUAUUCACUCUACGUGCAGUCCAACACCCAGCAUCCAUCCCCUUGUCCCUUGCUUCACUGACGCUCAUCACGCAAACUACCCAGUCCUUUACACUCACCCUCUUCAGCUUUUUCGACGGAACAAGCUCCAUCGCAAACAAACUCUCCAGCAUCAGAAAACUAUACGAGGUUGGAAACAUACCAAAUCAAGUCCUAGACGGUACCCUUCCUUUUCCUGAAGACCAGUCAUUCCUCCUUCAAGGCCUUUCUAUACAGUUCAUCGACGUCUCAUUCAAAUACCCAGGCAGCGAAUCCUAUGCACUACGCCGCGUAUCUUUCAAAAUUGAAAAGGGCCAAUUAUGUGUCAUCGUAGGCGCCAACGGAUCAGGAAAAAGCACCAUUCUCAAACUCGUCGCAAGACUAUACGACCCAUGCGAGGGCACUAUCCUCAUCGACGGACUAGACAUUCGCACACUCAAACUCUCGGAUCUUAGACGCGCCAUCUCUGUCUUGUUUCAGGAUUACACCCAUUUCCCGUUAUCGAUCAAAGACAACAUCGGCAUCGGUAACCCCGCACACGCAUCGGAUCUUGAAAAGAUUCGCAAAGCCGCACAGCUUGGCGGCGCAGAAGACUUUAUCGAACGCUUGCCGGAUGGAUUCGACACGUACCUUGAACGCCCUGUAAAAGAUCAUUAUAGUAACUUACCAGGACAUACCGUGGACUACAGCGAGCUUAGAGAUGUAGCCGGCAUGAGCACAGGGGAAUCCAAGGGCUUGAGUGGAGGACAGAUGCAGAGAAUCGCUUUGUCACGGACGUUUAUGCGGUCUUUGGUGUCAGAACCAAAUGUGGGGCUCUUGCUCUUUGAUGAGCCUUCCGCAAGCUUGGAUCCCACAGCUGAGCAUGAUUUAUUCGAGAGGCUUCGCCAACUAAGAGGUAACAAGACAAUGGUAUUCUCCUCGCACAGAUUUGGAAACCUCACACGCCAUGCUGACCAAAUACUGUAUAUGAAUGACUCUGUGAUUGUAGAAGAAGGCACUCACGACCAACUCAUGAAACAGAACGGCGAAUAUGCACGGAUAUGGAUGUUGCAAGCUCGCGCAUUCUUAUAG
This is a messenger RNA of Laccaria bicolor S238N-H82, 1920 nucleotides long. RefSeq lists its product as uncharacterized. Bases 1 to 1920 code for a protein of 639 amino acids. Gene Ontology annotation, molecular function: ATP hydrolysis activity; ATP binding; ATPase-coupled lipid transmembrane transporter activity. NCBI's taxonomy places the organism in Eukaryota, Fungi, Basidiomycota, Agaricomycetes, Agaricales, Hydnangiaceae. The record is from RefSeq and is a predicted model, not a curated record. Gene Ontology annotation, biological process: transmembrane transport. The transcript has 7 exons.